Molecule: messenger RNA, 1873 nt
Organism: Dermacentor andersoni
Lineage: Eukaryota; Metazoa; Arthropoda; Arachnida; Ixodida; Ixodidae
Product: alpha-tocopherol transfer protein-like
Cellular component (GO): membrane
Molecular function (GO): phosphatidylinositol bisphosphate binding
Source: RefSeq, a predicted model, not a curated record
CCUGGUGGCUGCAAACAAGGACGCGAUAUGUGCUGCACUUUGCACAGCGGUCGCGUAUACAUCGAUAAUUACCGUGGCCAUUGUGACAUUGAACCCGCACCUUUUCCGUUCGCUGCAGCGCAGUAAAUAUUGUCGCCGGGUUCCGCUGCUUAUAUUAGCCGGCCUUGUGCGGUAGUUUAUGCAAAAAGAUUCCCAUUCUCAGACAGGCCCUGGAGAUGUCUUAGCACCAGCGGGCUGGCAUUCACAAAGCGUCUUUUCUAGGUGUGCGGUGCCCUUGGUAGCUGCGCACUGCAAGCCACGUCGACAAUUCGGUUCAAGAAUCGCCAUCAACAGAUCGCACGUUCUUGGAACAUCAGAACACCAGCGCGUCGUCCCCGUAAGGCGACUGUGCAGUGUCGUGGGUAGUGUUGCAUUGCAAACAACCAUGACGAAAGGAUUCAAGAUAAGCAAUCAGCAAGUAAUGGAUAAGCAGAAUGCCGCCCCCACCAACUCUAAACCAGCGCUGGAUCUGGAAGAAGUGGCAAGGCUUCAACUCGGUGAAACACCUGAAACCAAAGCAGAUUCCUUGUUAUGGCUACGCCAAGCGUUAGCAGGCGAGCCAUCCUUGAAGAUUCCUUCGAGCGAUGACAUUCUGGUAAUGUUUCUGCGAGCCCGAAAAUACAGAAUACAAGAGGCCUCCCAAAUGGUGAAAAACUACUUCCGCACGCGGCGAGAUGUACCAGAAUUCUUCCAUGAACUUGUCCCUGAGAAAAUUCCAUUCAGAACAAUUUGCCACGACCACAAACUCCUCACGAUAUCGCCGGAACCGGGCGAGAAUGGCAGGUGCAUGGGUGUCUUCAAUAUAGGUGCCUGGAACCCUAACAUCUGCAGCCUUUCGGACUAUACCAGAGCAGGACUUCUGUUGACCGGCUGCUGGCUCCUUGAAGAUUUUCCAUCAAUAUGUGGGGUCGAGUGCGUCAUGGACAUGAAGGGAUUAAACAUCCAUCAUCUGACGCAGCUCACACCAUCCUACCUGGUGAAAUUGGCUAGCAUUAUGCAGGACUGCUUGCCCGUACGGAUAAAGGCUGUCUACAUAGUAAACCACCCAACAAUCUUUAAAGUCAUCUUUGAAGCGAUCAAACCGUUCCUGCGCAGCAAGCUGCUAAGCAGAGUUCACUUCAUUGGCGGCGAAGCUCCUGAGUUUUGGGACCGCUUUCCUCGCGACCUCGUACCAGUGGAACUUGGCGGGAGGCGUGAGCACUUCGAUUAUGAUCGUCAGGAGGAGUUGGUGCACAGCAGAAGCGGCUUCUUCGAAAGCUUGUGUGCCUGUGGAUACAAAAAGAAUAAGACCUGAUAAGAGAUUUAUAAUAUGGUGCUAGACAUUAAACGGGGCUGCAGUCAGUCCUUUAAAUAUCAGUCAACUAACCCGAAAGGUAGUGUCUGCUCACAGAAAACUGCUGCAGUGUGCUUUCGUAUGUUGCACCAGCUAGGAAGAUCGUAGAAUUACAACACGGACUUUCACUUUAAGAACUCUAUGGCUCAUUCACACAUGGCUUAUCAAGACUGUUGUGUUUUGUAAAAUUGCGCCUUCUGAAGUCUCAUCAUCAGUAGACAGCCACCACGGCUCCUUCCGAUCUCUUCUUUCUCGCAAAUUUCUUUCUUUCUUUUUUCUUUCUUUUUGUGCCAUGCCAUCCCUAAUAAGUGAGACGUGUAUCAAUUACUCAUGAGAAUAGCCUUGGUCAUUCGUCAAUACAAAUUGCAAAUGGGUAGUAUGCAUUGACCGUAAUUUUCCAGCAAUCUUUACACAAGGUCAAAUGGCAAUCUUGCAUUUGACUGCAUACGAGCUCUUCAAGGUAAUUGAUGAAAUUACAAGUUUCUUGUUUAUUUUUCCGAA